Siniperca chuatsi (mandarin fish) is the source of this 3446-nucleotide messenger RNA. RefSeq names its product regulator of G protein signaling 20 (gene rgs20). Bases 244 to 1098 code for a protein of 284 amino acids. The transcript is spliced from 6 exons. The record is from RefSeq and is a predicted model, not a curated record. Lineage: Eukaryota; Metazoa; Chordata; Actinopteri; Centrarchiformes; Sinipercidae.
CACAGCCCCGCGGAUAUCCAUCUUGUAAUAUAUCUACUACAGUAUAUAUAUUUCUGGAUAAAAAUCCAACUCCACCUGGAUGGAAACACCAGAAUUAACAUCAGCACAGUGACUCAACAUCAGAGGCAAUGCUACAGAAGAGACGUCGGGAAAACAUAGAGGAAAGGAGCAAGGAGUGUGGAUUUCUUAUGAUCUCAAAGAGACUUGAGCCUCACGUGGCGAGUGAGGGCUCAUGGUCGGAGCAUGCCAUGUGCUAGAGCGGUGAGGCAGUGGGAGAUCAGGCCCACGUCUGCUCUGCGGGGGAUCAGACGGACCAGGGCCCUGAUGUGGCAGCGGAUACGGGGACUGGCCCGGGCCUGCCGGCAUGGUGUGGGAUACCCAGUGAACUACAAUGACCCGGUCCAAGAGGAGCAGGAGAUGGUGUGCCUUGAGCCCAUGGGAUCAGAGCGGAUGGAGAUGCGAAAGAGGCAGAUGUCGGUGCAGCAGGAGUCGGCAGCGGGGGGAACUGCACCGGCCCAGCAGGGCCAGUCGGAACAGGCCAACCCACGGGGCUCAAAUGCAUGUUGCUUCUGCUGGUGUUGCUGCUGUAGCUGUUCCUGGAAUGAAGACCGGGAUGAAAGGAACCGAAAGGCUUCUUAUGACGUCAAGGAAGGGACCGCAGACUGUGAAGACUGUCCUAAGCCCACGCUGGAGGAGGUGCGCUCAUGGGGGCAGUCGUUUGACAAGCUGAUGUGUUGCCCAGCCGGGAGGAACUCCUUCCGACAGUUUCUCCGCACUGAGUUCAGCGAGGAGAACAUGCUCUUCUGGUUAGCCUGUGAGGAGUUCAGCAAAGACCCCAAUAAGAGUGCGAUAGAGGAGAAGGCUCGGGUCAUUUACGAGGACUACAUCUCCAUUCUCUCGCCUAAAGAGGUGAGCCUUGACUCCCGUGUGCGAGAGUCAAUCAACAGGAACAUGCAGGAACCCAACUUGCACACAUUUGACGAUGCCCAGCUGCAGAUCUACACACUAAUGCAAAGAGACUCGUAUCCCCGCUACAUGAACUCCCCAGACUACAAAAACCUGCUCAACACUCUCUCAGAGCAGUCCCCCGAAUCUUAGGGUGGUGAUGACCUGUGAUCUUUUAACUCUCUUUACCCCCCCCCUACCCCCUUUUUAAAAAUUUUCUUUGUAUGUUCAGUGUAGGAUUACAUGAACCGGGCCUCGAGCCUGGACCCUCCCAGGGAUCUCAGCGUUAUUGUGAUCUGCACCUGACCGAAGACACUCAGGUCUCAAAAUCUCCCCGAGGGCUUGACAUCACAAGUACUGCUACAGAUCAACAUAGCAAAACACUCCAAAGGAAUAUGAAUACGUUUUGUUUCUGUUUUCUUUUUCUUUCUUUUGAUAGAAAUAAUCUAUUUUAUUUGUGUUCAGAGUUUUUUAUGGUCUGUUGUUUUUUUUGUAUGAUUGUUUGGGGGGGAAAUGAUUCCUACUGUAGACUAUAUAUUUAUGAGUUUGUAAAUAGUAAAAAUGGAAUUGGGGGUAUUUUAUGUAGAAACGCCUGGUUCUAUUUACUGCGUAUGAAAAUCAAAGCUCAAGUCAAAGGCUACAUGUUAGCUCUACUUGCAGGCAGCUUUGUGGGGUACUGUAUGAUUUUACCUUGGUUUCACCCUGUUUUGUUACCUAACCUCACACUUUGGUACCUGUGACAGCGACUUGGCAACUCCAGUUCAUUUAGAAACUGUGUGUGAUUGAAACAGCUGAAAGUGUGGUUAUCAGUGAAGUAACAGAAAGUGACAAUAGCUCUUGUCACAGUGUGCAAUUUGUUUCCGUAAGAAACUCAAAUCAACGAUGGAAGGGUAUUUUAACUUUCUAUACUCAAUCUUAACCACAGAAGACUGCCUAUUUAAGGCAUUUUUUUUAAUUCAAGUGUUACUCAGUGCACACCACGUAGGUUUAAUAUAGUUUUACCAGUGUGACAUAAGAAUCUAAGUAAUUCUAUUUACCAGAUAAAGUAUUUUUUAUUCACUGAUAUUGCCAAUACAGAAAAACCAACAAGUACAAAUUAUAUUUAGUCCAAUGGUGGAGUAAACUGUACUGUUAGGUCACUGCCAGAUAAUGUAGAAAUUUUUCUUAUGGGUCUGUAAUUUCUUUAUAAUUUCUUGGAAGUUUCCUAAAAGAACUAAGUAAUUUGGUACUAAUUUGGACAGAGCCAAGGUAGCUGUUUCCCCCUGUUCCCAGUCUUUAUGCUAAGCUAAGCUAAGUGGCUGCAGCUUCAUAUUUAUUGUACAGACAUGAGAGUGGUAUUGAUUUUCUCAUCUAAUGAAAGCAAAUAAGCAUAUUAAAUUCUCCAUUUAUGUCAACUUGUUCGUUUGCCUGGAGACAAAUUUGACAUAUUUUCAUUUUUAGCUGACAAUUAUUUGUAAUUAAUUAAUUGGAAGUGUAUCAACUGGUGGUCUCUAUUUGACCAAUAAUUAGUACUUAAAUACAUAGUUCUUUUCAGGAAACUUAUUGGAAAAGGUAAAAUAAAGCAUCACCGAAAUUUGUGAUAUUGACCAUUUCUGACAGCAGGUGGAGUCAUUUGUGUAUCAUCCUGCAAGAUUUUGACUUAAAAAUCUAUUUUAAAAGCCCACCUGCAACAUGAAAUUGACGGAGUCUGGGGUCAGGCCAGGUUAGCAGCAACACCAAAGCUACCAUGUAAACUGUGUUCAUGUGCUUAUCGAGACCAUUUUCAUUGACUAAAAUUGGAGUUGCCAAGUGUUAAAUACUUUUAUGUAUUCUUAUAGUUUUAGUUGAAUUACUUUGUUGCCUCACAAACAUGUCACUCAAAGACAAGAUCCUCACAUGGGGAAGUGCCUUGACAUUCAAUUUUAUGACAUCUUUCUCAUGGGCAACAGUUGUUUUCAGACUUUUGCCAUGAGGGUGGUUACUGGAGCACGAGGCCAGUUUACUGAAAACAGUCCCUCUCUUUGGCCAAAUUAUCGCAUGUGUUUUGUCUUGAUUCCUUAGUCGUGGCUACAUCAGUCCAUUUUGGUAGCGCUACCAAACAGUAUGGCGGAGGGUGAUGACAACACAUGUCUUUAUUUGCUGAAGACAGACAAAGAUCAAUGGAUAGGGCUGGUUGAUCUGAACUUCUUGCCAACCUGUGUGCUUCUUGGUGGCACUUCUACUUGUCUUAGAGUUAACUUUAACUUACUAUGUGCAAUUUGAGCUGAUGGAUACACCGUGCAGAUCAACCUCAAAACACAAUCUAAGCCAAUGGUUUGGAGUGAUGCCUAUAAAUGUUGUUUCUUCUUCUGUUUACUUUAUGAAAUGUGUUAUUUUGCGCUGAGUUUACUGAAGAAUCCAUUAAAAAAAACAAAUAAUGUGAAUGUUUACAGUAUAUGGUUUAGUUUUUUUUCUGCUACUCUCCAAGAAAAUAAUGACUUGUGGGCAUUUUGAUUGAGAUAAAAUAAAGCACAAUAAUUUUA